Nicotiana attenuata is the source of this 995-nucleotide messenger RNA. RefSeq names its product vacuolar protein sorting-associated protein 55 homolog. The transcript has 5 exons. Gene Ontology annotation, biological process: late endosome to vacuole transport via multivesicular body sorting pathway. Gene Ontology annotation, cellular component: endosome. The record is from RefSeq and is a predicted model, not a curated record. The coding region runs from base 253 to 669 and encodes 138 amino acids. Lineage: Eukaryota; Viridiplantae; Streptophyta; Magnoliopsida; Solanales; Solanaceae.
UAAUUUCCCUAAUAAUGGCGUUUCAGCAAACAAAAUAAGUUUAUUUUCACCUUAUAAAAAAUCACAAAUAUUACAGACAAGCCACAAUAUCAACAUCUUUGUCGCGGCUCAGCUCUCCGGCGAAAAACACAGUUGAAUCUUGGCCAAUCAAACGCCGCCGCCGAUCGGAACCCUCAAAUAUUAGUUCAUCACUGAUCGGUGUCCCCCAGUCGAUCGUUUUCUGCCGUUCUCUUGUAUGAGGUGAGCAAGAUAAUGACAGACAUGCCACGUUAUCUCAGAGAAUGCUUGCACACAGGGAAGCUAGCUUGUUUGGCAAUGUUAGUAUCUGGAGGCAUUGUAUUGCAAAUACUGGCAUGUGCUUUGUACAAUAACUGGUGGCCAAUGUUGACAGUUAUAAUGUAUGUCAUUCUACCAAUGCCUUUGAUGUUCUUUGCUGGUUCAGAUACUUCCAGUCUGUACUCUGAAUCUGGAAGCGGUUGGCUAAAUGCAACUAAGUUCUUGACUGGAGCGUCCACCGUUGGCAGCAUUGCAAUUCCGAUUAUCUUAAAGCAUGCUGGUGUAAUCGGUUGGGGAGCCAUGGCGUUGGAGCUCUCAUCCUUUUUCGUGUUUAUACUGUCCAUCUUGUGUUAUCUUGGGAUGAAUGAAGAGGACGGAUAUAGCAUGCUUUGAAAGUGGUCUUAUGCUUCCUGCUGUAUUUGCGUGCAACAGAAUAUGGAACCUCAACUUCCCAUUCUUGUCAACAUGGUCAUUGUCUGAGUCUCUUGUUAUGUUUUGUAGAUAGAAAUAUUGUUGUCUGUAUAUUAUUGGUUGUGAUAAGUCAACAAAUACCGCACGAGCUUCAUUUGAUGUUUUAUACUUCUUGCAGGAUAAAUUCUUUUUUUGAUUGAAAUUUCGGUUGUGUAAUUGGAAAUUGAAGUGGAAGAAUGAAAAAAGUGUACCAUUUGUGAGAAGAAUGAAUUUCUAUUCAUGACUGAAGGAACUCGUUGAUGUUUUAA